AUUCAAUAUUGCAUAAACAUGGGUGCAUUUUUGGAUAAACCAAAAACUGAAAAACAUAAUGCUCAUGGUGCAGGGAAUGGCUUGCGUUAUGGCCUCAGCAGUAUGCAGGGAUGGAGAGUGGAAAUGGAAGAUGCUCACACAGCUGUUGUAGGUAUUCCCCAUGGCUUAGAGGACUGGUCCUUUUUUGCUGUCUAUGAUGGUCACGCAGGAUCUCGCGUUGCAAAUUAUUGCUCCACGCACUUACUAGAACAUAUCACUAACAACGAAGACUUUAGGGCGACAGAAAAACCUGGAUCUGCUCUUGAACCUUCAGUGGAAAAUGUCAAGAGUGGAAUCAGAACUGGCUUUUUGAAAAUUGAUGAGUAUAUGCGCAAUUUCUCAGACCUCAGAAAUGGGAUGGACAGAAGUGGCUCAACAGCAGUGGGAGUUAUGAUUUCACCUGAGCAUGUAUACUUUAUCAAUUGUGGUGAUUCACGUGCGGUUCUCUAUAGGAAUGGACAAGUCUGUUUUUCAACACAGGAUCACAAACCUUGCAACCCAAGGGAGAAGGAGCGAAUCCAGAAUGCAGGAGGCAGUGUAAUGAUUCAGCGUGUUAAUGGUUCAUUGGCAGUUUCUCGAGCUCUGGGGGACUAUGACUACAAAUGUGUUGACGGUAAAGGCCCAACAGAACAACUUGUUUCUCCAGAGCCUGAGGUUUGUGAAAUUUUAAGGGCAGAAGAAGAUGAGUUUAUCAUCUUGGCUUGUGAUGGAAUCUGGGAUGUAAUGAGCAAUGAAGAGCUCUGUGAAUUUGUUAAGUCUAGACUUGAAGUAUCAGAUGACCUGGAAAAAGUGUGCAAUUGGGUAGUGGACACUUGUUUACAUAAGGGGAGUCGUGAUAACAUGAGUAUUGUACUAGUUUGUUUUUCAAAUGCUCCUAAGGUCUCAGAUGAGGCGGUGAAAAAAGAUGCAGAGCUGGAUAAGUACUUGGAAUCACGGGUUGAAGAAAUUAUGGAAAAAUCGGGUGAAGAAGGAAUGCCUGAUCUUGCUCAUGUUAUUCGUAUUUUAACUGCGGAGAAUAUCCCUAAUUUACCACCAGGAGGUGGUUUAGCUGGCAAGCGUAAUAUUAUUGAAGCUGUGUAUAGUAGGCUGAAUCCACACAGAGAGAAUGAGGGGGGUGCUGGAGAUCUAGAAGAUCCGUGGUAGCCUUACAAAUCUACUAAAAUGCUUUUGAUUCUGAAAGGGGGAAAAAAAAAACACAAAACUUUUAAAUCUGUUUUCUUCAAUACAAGGGAAAUAUUCUGGUGGAUUUCCAACAUUUUGUGAAAUGGGCAGAAAGAUAUUAGAAUUUUCCAUCAUUUGUUCAUUUUUGUGUUCUCUGAUAUUGCCACUCUUAGCAUUGCCUGUACUACAGUAUUUUUACCAGCCUCAGGCAUACUGAUUACAUCUGUAAAGAACUGUGGCCCUAAGAAGGAAGGAAGGAAGGAAUGAUUCUCUCAGCAGAUCGGUGUACGUACCUCAGGUGCGUGGGAUUGUAGGUGUGCUCUGAAGAUACACUAUGGCUAAAUGAAAUGUGGAACACCCAAGCAUGAGAGUACAAGUCAUUGUUUGAGACGUUACUUAUUUCACUUUACCGAGUUGGAAGGCUUUGCAGCUCUGUGGCUUGGAAGUAAUUUCAAUUGGGCAAUACGCUAUCAGAUGUGUAAUUUUUUUUUGUUUUUAAUUUUCCAGUUUUACCUGUAUUACCAGACCGUUAGGUUUCCCUGCGGUGUCCAAAUUGUGAUAUGUUGCCUACUGCUUGCUUGAAGAUACGUGUAUUUGGCAAUAAUAUAUGAAGAUUCUAGGCAUCUAAAAACAGUAAGAAUUUUACGCAUGUGUACAACACACCCUUAAACUCUUGCUAGAGAAAAAUCUUUUAAAACCAAACUGAUGAAUUUAUAGUUAGUAGUGACUUGCUUUGACAUCUCUCACAGCUGCAGGUUUUUUUAAAAAAUGCUGAAAAUUUGCCUUUAUUAUAAUGUAAAUUGUGAUUAUUUUUUUGUUCUAUAUGUGGUUUUCUAUAGUUUUUGAUUUUUUUCAGCUUAAGAUACAGACAAAAGUCUUGUGUAAUAUGGGUAUAAUUUUUAAUUGUUUGCAUUAUUUUCAAAUUUCAAAUUAUCACUUUGAGAUUACUAUAAAUACACUUAAAAUUAUCUAUUUUAAAUUAAGAAAAUAUUAGAGAUAUUUUCAUGGGUUCAAUGACCUUUCAUUUUAUAAGCAAUGGGCAUGGUACAGAGUGGCUGGCAUGUAAGGGACUUGAAGAUUCUUAGUUUAAUUCUAUUUUUGCAAUAACCUUGACUUUUUUUUCUGACUUCUUUGAGUUGUGCAUGUAAUGAGUCCAGUAAAUGCUGAAAAUGGGGAAGAGUAAAGUAUUUAUCUAAAAUAAAAGCUAUUGGGGAGGGGAAACAAUGAAUGUAUCCAUCUGUACAUGAUUUACAUGCUGUGGAUGCCUUGUAAACAUUUUCCUAUUUGUUUAAACUGUGUUUCAGCGAGGAUGUAAUUGCCCUUGUGUGUAGUUUUAAGCUAAUGACAGUCAUCAACUGGUUUUGUGUCAAAUGGAAUUCAUGGUAUUUUUCUGUAACUUUAUCCCCAUGGUGAGUCUGUAAAAACCACAUGCUCUUUCAUACUGGUGCCGAAGGCCAGCUUUCCCAAUCAUUUUGAUUCACUGUGUAUCUGAUUUAUUUUUUUUUUUGGUCUAGAGAAGAUUAUUGCCACAGUAUAUUUUAUUUAUUCAUUAGAUUUUAGCCUUGUAAGUUAAAGUGUUCUAAAUGAUGAUGUUAACAGGUAUUUGUCCCUUUACUGGUUUUUUUGGGGUUGUUAAAAGAUAGGGAAUGAAGAAUGCAAAAUGGUUUAUUGUUCAGACUGUCCGCUCUGGUCCAACCCUGUACUGAUAGUACCUUCCCAGUAUGAUAUUGUGAUGUUUCAUACAAUACAGUGAACAUAACCAACUUGUUAUCUUCAAUAAAGGAUUGCUAAAACAGUGUGAUAAUGCUUUAUAUUUUCUUGAGAAGGAUUUAUCAAGAAGAUGCAAGUGUUCUGUAUAAAAUGAUAAUCAAAUAGGAUUGAAGAGGUGUUUCUUAGUGAUGGAUUUGUUUGUUCUAUAGGAAACAUGGCUCUCUUUUUCUCAGUAAGCCAGAAGUCUCAAAGUAGUCUUCUCUGUGGGAGAUGGAAGAGCACAAACAACAUGUAGAGCUCUGAGGGAAAAUCCAUCCCAAGUUCAGCUGGAAUGAAUCUUAUUCCAGCUGCAGGAAAGCAUUCAUUUAAAGUCUAAAAAUUCAGCUUAAACUUGACUUUGUAGUCAACUCCUUUCUUGAAAUUUCUUCAAGAUCUGAGGCUGGACUUAUAAAGUUUUACUUUUGUACAGUGUUUUGGAUAGAAAAUUCUCUAAUGUUAACACUCUUACGUUUAAACUUUCACUGAUUUUCUUUUUUUAAUUUAUUGAUGAAGUUUUUUAGCUGGAGGCGGGGGGGGUGGGGGAGGAGGACAAAGUCCUCCAUGUUAUUGAUACUGCAUGGUAGUAACCUGUCUGAAUACUUAGUGUUACUGUGGAAUGGGUGUAUUUAUGAACAACCUGUAGACUUCUGAGUCUCUUAAGCUGUUCUUUCAACUCUUUUUGUUGGACCUGCUUGGUAUAGCAUAACCCCUGCAUGCUUUCCUUGUGAACUGCAAUUUUAAUACCGUGUUCCAUUGGUGAGAGCUCUUGUACUCCAUAGGCUCCAGUCCUAUGAACACUUCUCCAUGUAGCUUUUCACAUCAUGUGGAUAGUCUUCCUGAAAUAAAGGGGUUUACGCUUUUAUCGUGUAGGAGUGAAGCAGGCACACAGGUUCUUCAAAGAGAAGGACCAUUGCCUGCACGGCUACAACAAAAUGUAAAUCAAGACCUCUUUUUUUUUUCCUCUAAAUUAGCACUACUUUCCAAAUUCUAAACAAGUUUUUAGUUUAAUCACAAUAUUGUUCAGAUUUCAGCAGCCGGGGGCGGGGGGAACAAUGUUUUUUGACUGUGUAUUCUUAGUGUUAGAAGUUGGAGAUGUUUGAUAACAUUUGUUCAUAUAUUUUACUAUGUGCCAUAACCUGUCACUUUUAACAUUUGUUUUAAAUUUAUGUUCUCUUUAUUAGUUAUCAGGUCGCAAUAUAAUUUAGAUAUUUCUGUAGAAUGCUGAGAGUGGGGAGUGUCUCUUCCACCUCAGGUCUUUCUGAAAUGUCAAAGUCAGCUCGAUUCUUUUCUUCUCUUUAUUUUUAUGACUACUUCUGUUACAGAGACAAAGUAGUCUGUGUCAGUUCUCCGAUAAUCUUGAGCAAAAUAAAGAUUUGCUUUAACUGAUCCUCAUUAACAUGUUAAAUGGAAUAGGGAAUAAAGAAAUGGAUGCAAA
This is a messenger RNA of Balearica regulorum gibbericeps (East African grey crowned-crane), 4384 nucleotides long. NCBI's taxonomy places the organism in Eukaryota, Metazoa, Chordata, Aves, Gruiformes, Gruidae. The record is from RefSeq and is a predicted model, not a curated record.